Helianthus annuus (common sunflower) is the source of this 1192-nucleotide messenger RNA. Its product is annotated as bidirectional sugar transporter SWEET12. The coding region runs from base 109 to 1008 and encodes 299 amino acids. Gene Ontology annotation, molecular function: sugar transmembrane transporter activity. The record is from RefSeq and is a predicted model, not a curated record. The transcript has 6 exons. Gene Ontology annotation, cellular component: membrane. Gene Ontology annotation, biological process: carbohydrate transport. Lineage: Eukaryota; Viridiplantae; Streptophyta; Magnoliopsida; Asterales; Asteraceae.
AUUUAUUAUGCACAACUCAUCGAUCAAGCGAUAAAUAUAGAGAAAGGUAGCAUUUGCUUAAACAACACUUGAGUUUGUGAGAAAAUAGUUAUAUUCAGUUAAAGAAAAAUGACAGGGACCUUGGCUCACCUCACUCUUGCAUUUGGCCUUCUUGGCAAUAUUGUCUCAUUUAUGGUAUUUCUUGCGCCAAUACCAACGUUUUAUAAAGUUUAUAAAAAGAAAUCGACUGAAGGAUUUCAAUCAGCGCCUUAUGUGGUGGGCUUAUUCAGUGCAAUGCUUUGGAUAUAUUAUGCUUUGCUCAAGACCAAUGUUUUGCUUCUCAUUACCAUUAACUCAGUUGGUUGCUUCAUAGAAACCUUGUACAUUUGUUUCUUUCUUUUCUACGCGCCAAAGAAGGCUAGGAUGGAGAGUUUGAAGCUAAUUGUAUUGCUAAUAGUCGUUGGCUUCGGAUUGAUUGUUGGCUUGACUCAAUUUUUUGCAAGUGGAGUUACUCGUGGUGUGAUAGUUGGAUGGAUAUGCCUUGUGUUCUCUUUAUGUGUUUUUGUAGCGCCUUUGGGAGUUCUGCGACAAGUGAUUAAAACAAAAAGUGUAGAGUACAUGCCAAUUCUAUUAUCGGUAGCACUUACCCUCAGUGCAGUUAUGUGGUUCUUUUAUGGUCUUCUUCUUCGUGACUUCAAUAUUGCGAUUCCAAAUGUGCUCGGGUUCACCUUCGGUAUUAUUCAGAUGAUACUAUACUACAUGUACAAGAACAAGAAGCCCAUUUCCAACGAAAAAAUCACUGAGUUUGAAGCAAAAAAAUACCCUGUCGGUGAAAUGGAGGGGAAAAGGUUCCAAGAAAGAGUAGACCACAAAACAAUAGAUGUUGUGAAGCUAACCGCUUUGAUUUCUUCUGAUAUUCUUCCGGUUGUGACCAAACUCAAAGAAAACGGACAUGAUGCUGGUCAUGUAGCCGUUGAACCUCAAGCUCACCCAAAUGUGCCAAAUCACAUUAUUGAAGUCACUGCAUGAUGAGAUAUAUGCAUAUACCUUCUCUUUUGAUUUGGUAAAAUCAAAUAUAUAUGUAUGGGGUGUUGAUCUUGCUUCUGAACAGAAUUUGCAACAAAUAUUUGUAUUUUCUUCACUGAAGUUAAUGAUCAUCAAUGUAAAUAUGUUUGAGCUUCAAACUUUUAUGUGAAUAUCGUUCCUUUUUCUA